GUGGUGACCGGCACUCGCCUCGCUGACUGAUCGCACCGGAGGGAUAUUUCGGGAGACUCCUGUGGGAAGCAGUCACAGAAAGACAGAAGAUGAAAGCUCCUAUUCCCAACUUGAUUCUCUUGUAUGCUACUCUAACUCAGAGCUUGAAGGUUGUGACCAAAAGGGGAUCAGCUGAUGGUUGCACUGACUGGUCUGUGGAUUACAAGAAAUAUCAAGUUCUAGUGGGAGAACCUGUUCGUAUAAAAUGUGCACUCUUUUAUGGAUAUAUUAGAGCUAAUUACUCCCUAGCCCAAAGUGCUGGACUUAGCUUGAUGUGGUACAAAAGCUCGGGACCUGGAGAUUUUGAAGAACCUAUAGCUUUUGAUGGAACCAGAAUGAGCAAAGAAGAAGACUCCAUUUGGUUCCGACCAACAGUGGUACAAGACAGCGGGCUCUAUGCAUGUGUUAUAAGAAACUCAACUUACUGUAUGAAAGUGUCCAUUUCGCUGACGGUGGGUGAAAAUGACACUGGACUCUGCUACAAUUCAAAGAUGAAAUAUUUUGAGAAAGCUGAACUUAGCAAAAGCAAGGAAAUCUCAUGCCCUGAAAUUGAGGAUUUUUUAUUUCCAUUUAGGGAGCCUGAAAUUCUGUGGUAUAAGGAAUGCAAGUCAAAGACAUGGAGAUCAAGUAUUGUGUUUAAAAAGGACACUCUUGUCAUUCGGGAAGUUAGAGAGGAUGACAUUGGAAAUUACACUUGUGAGUUAAAAUAUGGAUUCUUUGUUGUCAGAAGAACGACGGAAUUAACAGUUACAGCGCCACUAACAGAUAAACCACCAAAGCUUUUACAUCCCUUGGAGAGUAAGCUAACAAUUCAGGAGACCCAAUUAGGUGGUUCUGCUAAUCUAACCUGCCGAGCUUUCUUUGGAUAUAGUGGAGAUGUCAGUCCUUUGAUCUACUGGAUGAAAGGGGAGAAGUUCAUUGAAGAUUUAGAUGAUAGUCGAGUCUGGGAAAGUGACAUUAGGGUUCUCAAGGAACAUCUCGGGGAGCAGGAGGUUUCCAUCUCAUUGAUUCUUGACUCUGUUGAAGAGGCAGACCUGGGCAAUUAUUCAUGCUACGUCGAGAAUGGAAAUGGGCGCCGACAUGCCAGCAUUCUUCUACACAAAAGGGAGCUGAUGUACACAGUUGAGCUUGCUGGUGGGCUUGGUGCUAUUCUGCUGCUGCUUGUUUGUUUAGUGACUAUCUACAAGUGUUACAAGAUAGAGAUUAUGCUCUUCUACAGGAACCAUUUUGGAGCUGAAGAACUAGAUGGAGACAACAAAGACUAUGAUGCAUAUCUAUCUUAUACCAAAGUGGAUCCUGAUCAGUGGAAUCAAGAAACUGGAGAAGAAGAAAGAUUUGCUCUUGAGAUCCUACCAGAUAUGCUUGAAAAGCAUUAUGGAUACAAGUUGUUCAUCCCAGACAGAGAUUUGAUUCCCACAGGAACCUACAUUGAAGAUGUGGCAAGAUGUGUAGACCAAAGCAAGCGACUGAUCAUCGUCAUGACUCCAAGUUAUGUGGUAAGAAGAGGUUGGAGCAUCUUUGAACUGGAAACAAGGCUUCGAAAUAUGUUAGUCACGGGAGAAAUCAAAGUGAUACUGAUUGAAUGCAGUGAACUACGAGGAGUUAUGAACUACCAGGAGGUCGAGGCCCUAAAACAUACCAUCAAGCUCCUCACUGUCAUUAAAUGGCACGGACCAAAGUGCAACAAGUUGAAUUCCAAGUUCUGGAAACGUUUACAGUACGAAAUGCCUUUUAAGAGGAUUGAACCCAUCACAAAUGAGCAGGUUUUAGAUGUCAGUGAGCAGGGGCCCUUUGGGGAACUGCAGACAGUCUCCGCGAUUUCCAUGGCUGCUGCCACCUCUACUGCUCUUGCCACUGCCCAUCCAGACCUGCGCUCCACCUUUCAUAACACAUAUCACUCACAGAUGCGCCAGAAACACUAUUAUCGAAGCUAUGAAUACGAUGUACCUCCUGCCGGCACCCUGCCGCUUACCUCAAUAGGUAACCAGCACACCUACUGCAACAUCCCUAUGACACUUAUAAACGGGCAGCGGCCGCAGACAAAAACUAACAGGGAGCAGAACCCAGAAGAGGCUCACACAAACAGUGCCAUACUGCCCCUCCUGCCACGGGAGACCAGUAUAUCCAGUGUCAUCUGGUGACCGAGAUGCAAGGGGCCGUCGACCCCCUUGAAUAGGAGCAGAGUCUGCAGUCUGGUGCCUGGAACUACAUCCUCGACUGCUGCUGUUAAACAUGCAUUACAAUCGAUAACAUACGAGGAAAAACAGGGUCUUGUACAUAUGUUUUUGCAAUUUCUUUGUAGCAUCAGUCUUCCUGUUUUACCCAUGUCUCUUCCCAUUCACAUUUUCGACUUUGUUUUAUAUGUCAUUAGAAUUUGUAUAUUUACAUUUUUUUAAAAGAAGAGACUGCUGUAUAGAUAGGAAACUUUUUUGCUUCAUUAGUAUAGUUUUAGGUUUUUUGUUUGUUCGUUUUUAACCUCUCUUGGGAAUGCUUGGACAAAGCUAUGUUGAUAUCAGAAGCACCAUCCAUUUUGUUGGCCUGCCUAGCCUGAUUCCUGAAGGCCAUGCCUGCUGCAGCUCACUUCUUUUGGAGAGUAUUUGUUUUUAGAAGGACCCCAUCCCUCACUGAGAGUUCCAGUUUCAUUUCUACUCCCGUAAUGUGCACUGCUCCUUCCCUGCCCUUACAAAGACCCCAAUUUGGGGUAACACUACAGUCUGAUCAUCUAACAUGUAACUUGGUAGAUACCUGCCAAACCACAGAAUAUACCCAAUCUGUAUCGGUUGCUUCACAGUAGUCACUACAGAGUGUGUAGAAACUAGAGCCGGUUUGUUUUUUGUUUUCUUGGGUUUGUUUUUUAAUUAUUAUUUUAUGAAUGAGUUGAUUGUAUUCCUUUUAUAAAUAUAAAAGCAAACCCUAUUUUUAACACAUCCUGGAAAAGUAUCAAUGUGGUUGUGGAUUUUAUUUUUCAAGCAUUUAUUUUUUUCUUUCCCCCUUUCAAAAUCCUGCAAGUGACGUCAUUGGCAAAUGUCAGGCAAGUAAGACAAGUGAGGCAAUAGGCACUGAAGUGCAGAGAGUCCUGCUGAUAUGUACAGAGAUGACUUCCAAACCAAAGGGGAAUAAAAAGACAGUGUUGUAGACGGUUUGUCAUUUUGUAUUAUAGAAAGUGUUAUUUUCAAAAAAAGUAAGAGCAAAACAUUAUUUUGCUGUGGAUUACAGAGUCCCCUUGUAUUUUAAUGUUCAAAAAAAUUGUAUUUGCUUUAAAAUGCUAUAUUCAGGAUUAAGAACUCUUCUUUCAUUUGGUUUUAGCUUGUAACGAUAAAUAAAACUUUAUUAAUUUCAACAUGAUUUCAGUAAGAACUCAGGCAGAAAAAAUGACAUGAUACCAGAAAUAUAAUUGUUUUCAGAAUAAACUUUAUUUAUACAAAAUUAA
This is a messenger RNA of Manacus vitellinus (golden-collared manakin), 3469 nucleotides long. RefSeq names its product interleukin 1 receptor accessory protein like 1 (gene IL1RAPL1). Bases 90 to 2180 code for a protein of 696 amino acids. The record is from RefSeq and is a predicted model, not a curated record. Gene Ontology annotation, molecular function: interleukin-1 receptor activity. Gene Ontology annotation, biological process: signal transduction; negative regulation of exocytosis. The transcript has 11 exons. NCBI's taxonomy places the organism in Eukaryota, Metazoa, Chordata, Aves, Passeriformes, Pipridae.